Prunus armeniaca (apricot) is the source of this 1647-nucleotide messenger RNA. NCBI's taxonomy places the organism in Eukaryota, Viridiplantae, Streptophyta, Magnoliopsida, Rosales, Rosaceae. The record is from the annotation of a GenBank genome assembly.
AUGGGCUUCAAUGAUCGAACUUCAUGCUACUGCACAAGGCAAAUUGGUUACCUGACUGGCGAUACUGAUGCCCCUGAUUCCAAAGACCCGAAAUUUGGGAAGUGGAAAUUUGAUGAUGCUGUUGUGAAAAGUUGGAUGUCGCGAACUAUGGAACCCAGUUUGUUGAAUAUGUUUCAUACUCUACCUACUGCUAAGGAAAUUUGGGAUGCUGUUAAUCAGAUGUUUUAUGAUGGCUCUGACAUAUCCCAGCUCUAUGAACUGCAGUGCCAAGCUACCCAUCUCAAGCAAGAGGGUCGUCCUGUCUCUACCUAUUUUGCCGAACUUAAGGCAAUCUGGCUUGAAUUGGACAAGAGACGUCCUUUUCAGAUGAAGUGUGCUGAUGAUAUGAAGACUUUUCAGGCUGCUGUUAUGGCAGAUCGUGUGUAUGAUUUUUUUGUUAGCCUUGACGAUACCUAUGACAAGGUCCGCAGUGAUAUUCUACGAAGUGAUAAAGUUUCAAGUAUUGAAAAUGUAUUUUUUAUGGUUCGUCGAGAGGCUCAACGCCAGAUUACUAUGCUUGGAUCCGGCACCAAGAUUGGGGAACCUGCUGUUGUGUUUGCUUCCAAAAACCCUGCUUUGGUUUCUCAGCGUACAAGGUCUGGCUCUUCUGCUGUUCCGCCUCGUCGCCUGACUUCUGCAGAAAAAGACAAACUGAAGUGUGAUCACUAUGGUGAAAAGAGACAUAUUGUCGACACCUGCUGGGCAUUGCAUGGGGUACCAGAUUGGGAGAAGGAGCGGAGGCGUUUAAAAAAGGAACAACUGGACAGCAAAGCUCAUGUAGCUGUUGCCCCCACUUAUAUGGCUGACAUCACCACUGGGCACGAUCACCUUACUGCUACUCCUCCGACUUUGACUGCCGUCUCAGGCACUCUAACACCUCCGCCUCCAAGUAACUUUGGCAAGGCUUUCCAUGCCUAUGAUACCCGAGAUAUAGGUUGGAUUAUUGAUUCAGGAGCUACUGACCAUAUGACGUAUAAUUAUGCUUUAUUCUCUACUACUCUUCUGCCUCAUCAUGAUCAUGUUCUGACUGCUAAUAAUGUUGCUGCUCCUGUCACAGGGGCUGGUUCUAUACUCUUGACACCUGCUUUACCAUUGGACAAAGUGUUACUGAAAAAUGGUCACUUGGAUCUGGAAGGUUACACUGACGCAGAUUAUGUUGGGAAUAUUACAGAUAGACGUUCUACAUCAAGUUACUUCACCUUUGUUGGUGGUAACCUAGUUACGUGGCGUAGCAAGAAGCAAAACGUUGUGUCUCGGUCCUCCGCAAAGUCUGAGUAUAGAGGGAUUGCCCAAGGGGUUUGUGAAAUACUGUGGUUGAGAUGGUUACUUGCUGAAAUUGGGUUUAGACCGAAUGCUGCUACAAAGCUCCACUGUGAUAAUCAAUCUGCAUUUGAAAUUGCUAACAAUCCGGUGCAACAUGAUCGAACUAAGCAUGUAGAAGUUGAUCGGCAUUUCAUUAAGGAGAAGCUGGAGCAUAAGUUAAUUUUUAUACCUUUUGUGCCUUUUUCAGAGCAGCUUGCAGAUAUGUUGACCCAUGCUGUGUCAAAGCGCCGAUUUGAAGACUCACUUGACAAGUUGGGCAUUACCGAUAUCUAUGCACCAACUUGA